AAUUCAGAUAAAUAACAUAACAAAAGGGUCGACUGAAGUGAAAAAAUCUGACAGCUCUUAAACAUAAUGGUUGGAAUCGAGGGACUUUUCCUGAUUAUUUGUGUCAUGGCAAACACCACUGAACCGACGACGGUUAAAUCUCACUUGGAAACUCAUUCAACAAGUCACAUAAGACCAAAUGACAUCAAUGCUACGGUAAAUCAUCUACCACGACAUCCUCCUCAACGAAAUUCCGUGCCCCUCCUGUUCUUGCCUGGCGGCUCAAACGAAACUAACCUCAAUUUCGAUGGUCCGUGGGAGAGUGAAAUCAGAAUGAAGAUUGAAAAUUCUCUUGAUCAAUCAAAAGCUAUUAUUAAUAAAUCUCGUAUGGAGCUGGAUAGUAGUAAAUUGUACGACAAAAUUUCGAAUAUUAACCUAAACUUUGAAACUGAGACUUGCGGAGCGGCCGACGACAUCGUCCAGAGCACAGACAGAAUUAAAUGGUCCCAGCGCAAAGGCGUCCCCGAUGAUAGCCUCUUGUGGCCGAAGAAUUCAGACGGUGUGCCGACGGUCUUUUAUUCAUUUCAGGACUCUCCAGUAUCAUCUGACACCAUUCUGACUGCCAUCGCUCAUUACGAGGAACACACGUGCAUUAGAUUUCAAAGAGCUCCAUGGCUCUAUUUUGGCUACAAGAUCUUCUUCGGGAAUGGCAACGGCUGCUCUUCUCCCAUCGGACGGCAGACAUUCUUCCUUUACUGGCUCUUCGGCCAGCAAGUGACUUUAGGCAGCACCUGUUACGAAUUCAGCACUGUGGUGCAUGAGAUUGGCCACUCGCUCGGUGUUCAUCACUCGAGUUUUGGUUGGCAGUUCAGCACUGUGGUGCAUGAAAUUGGCCACUCGCUGGGCGUUCAUCACGAACACUCGCGCACUGGUCGUGAUGCCGCCAUCCGAGCGCUGUACGAUAAUGGGCUAACAGAAGAACUCAGUAACUUCCAGGUCUACGAAACUAGGAAUUUCAACACCGAAUAUGAUUAUUACUCCGUUAUGCACUAUGGACCGAUGACGUUUUCAAAGAACGGGGAGAGCACACUAGCUCCUACCAACCCAAUGGCCAAAGGCUUGAUGGUCCUGCCUCGGUCAGGCCUCUCCUUCAUGGACAAGUUGCUCUUCAAUGCGAUGUAUGGAUGCACUGGACUCUGGCUCUUACAGUGCCAGCUGACAGAGACUCCCUAUGCUUUAAUAUCAGAGUUGCUUCCUGACAACGAAGACCUGACGGCUGCUACCCGCCUCUCGUCGCCAGGCUACCCGCGUCCCCGUAACAGAAGCGAGAUCUUCACGAAGAGGUUCACGGCGGGACCCUGUGAGCGCGUCGUGCUCACGGUUGUCGACUUCCAGCUCGAGUUUCGAAAUUCCUUGAACCGCUGCGCUGUAGAAGGCGUCGAGAUAAGCCUCGGUGACCCAGUCUCCAGCGGCAAGUGGUACUGUGCCAACGAAUUAAAAGCAGGCCAGGUGCUCAAGACCUCGGGUAAUUCGCUCGUGGUCUUCUACGCCAAGCAGUAUAAAGAAGGUUUCUCGAACAAGGGCUUUGACUUUAAAGUCGACUUUGAGAAAAUUCAAAAUUGCGUAUUGUAG
Molecule: messenger RNA, 1611 nt
Organism: Hyalella azteca
Lineage: Eukaryota; Metazoa; Arthropoda; Malacostraca; Amphipoda; Hyalellidae
Product: blastula protease 10
Exons: 10
Coding region: 67-1611 (514 amino acids)
Biological process (GO): proteolysis
Molecular function (GO): zinc ion binding; metalloendopeptidase activity
Source: RefSeq, a predicted model, not a curated record